ACUACCGUUAUGCAAAAACCCAUCAUUUUAUCACAACUGAGUGAUUAAAUUCAUUCAUCUUCCACCAAAAAAAACCUAAAAAUUGGAGAUAUAAUUUCAUUUGCAAUGACUUGCCCAGCCAUGAGCGCAUCUGCUUCUUCUUGCUCUUCUUCCUAUUCUUAUUCUACAUUUCGUCCUCCUCCACUCUUACCACAAAUGAGCUCUGUUCAAUACUCAAGAUUACCCUUUGAGGCAUUUGCUUCUUCCAAUCUAUCCGACGGGUAUCAUCAUUAUCGGGGAUGGGGUGAAAAACAGCCAGUCCUUUCGAACCGACUGCUUGGAAAACAUUCAUUGCCUUUAAAAGCGUUGGUGACCUCCAAUCCCUUAAACAUUUCAUCUUCAGCAGUAAUCAGUGAUGAGAAAAUAGGAGUCUUGUUAUUGAACCUUGGAGGGCCCGAGACUUUAGAUGAUGUGCAACCUUUUUUGUUUAACCUCUUUGCUGACCCGGACAUUAUACGGUUGCCGCCAAUGUUCCAAUUUCUUCAGAAGCCAUUGGCGCAAUUUAUAUCUGUAGCAAGGGCUCCCAAAAGCAAGGAAGGAUACGCAUCUAUUGGUGGUGGUUCUCCCCUGCGCCUCAUAACUGAUGCACAGGCUGAAGAAAUAAGAAAGUGCCUUUGCGAAAAAAAUGUCCCAGCAAAGGUAUAUGUUGGUAUGCGGUAUUGGCAUCCAUUCACGGAGGAAGCCAUUGAGCAGAUAAAAAGAGAUGGAAUCACAAAACUUGUUGUUCUACCACUUUAUCCUCAAUUUUCGAUAUCGACAAGUGGUUCAAGCUUAAGACUCUUGGAGAGAUUAUUCCGAGAGGACGAGUAUCUUGUGAACAUGCAGCAUACUGUUAUACCUUCGUGGUACCAGCGAGAGGGAUAUAUAAAGGCUAUGGCAAAUUUAAUCCAAAGCGAGUUGGGGAAAUUUGGUUCCCCUAGUCAGGUUGUAAUAUUUUUCAGUGCACAUGGCGUGCCACUUGCAUACGUUGAAGAAGCUGGUGAUCCGUACAAGGCAGAGAUGGAAGAAUGUGUUGAUCUGAUCAUGGAGGAAUUAGACAGGAGAAAUAUAACUAAUGCUUACACUCUCGCUUAUCAGAGCAGAGUUGGACCAGUGGAAUGGCUGAAACCAUACACUGAAGAAGCCAUUACUGAACUUGGUAAAAAAGGUGUUGAAAAUCUUCUGGCUGUACCCAUAAGCUUUGUGAGCGAGCACAUUGAAACUCUGGAAGAGAUUGAUGUUGAGUAUAAGGAGUUGGCAUUGAAGUCCGGUAUCAAAAAUUGGGGCCGAGUGCCUGCACUGGGAACAGAACCCAUGUUUAUAUCUGACUUGGCAGAUGCUGUUGUGGAAAGUCUUCCAUAUGUUGGAGCUAUGGCAGUCUCAAACCUUGAAGCUCGACAGUCGUUAGUUCCGCUGGGGAGUGUAGAAGAACUAUUGGCGACGUAUGAUUCACAGAGGAGGGAAUUACCAGCGCCAGUGACGAUGUGGGAAUGGGGAUGGACCAAAAGUGCAGAAACAUGGAACGGAAGAGCAGCAAUGUUGGCUGUGCUCGCGCUUUUGGUGCUCGAAGUCACCACCGGAAAAGGGUUUCUGCAUCAGUGGGGCAUUUUGCCUUCAUUUCAGUAAAGAGCCGAUAGAUAAUAUAUUUCUUUCACUAAACCCAUCCAAGAAUCCAAAAAGUGAGAUUUCACAUAAAUAUGACCAGCUAUAUUAUUAUACUCUCCUUUUCUGUCUUAAAAUGUUGAGUUGUUAGACAAUAAGUUAUAUAAAUUGUGUGGUAUCCGAUAUUUUAUAUCUU
Molecule: messenger RNA, 1816 nt
Organism: Eutrema salsugineum
Lineage: Eukaryota; Viridiplantae; Streptophyta; Magnoliopsida; Brassicales; Brassicaceae
Product: ferrochelatase-2, chloroplastic
Exons: 10
Coding region: 106-1644 (512 amino acids)
Biological process (GO): heme biosynthetic process
Molecular function (GO): protoporphyrin ferrochelatase activity
Source: RefSeq, a predicted model, not a curated record